Molecule: messenger RNA, 519 nt
Organism: Chrysochloris asiatica (Cape golden mole)
Lineage: Eukaryota; Metazoa; Chordata; Mammalia; Afrosoricida; Chrysochloridae
Gene: TMEM278
Product: transmembrane protein 88B
Exons: 2
Coding region: 1-519 (172 amino acids)
Biological process (GO): negative regulation of canonical Wnt signaling pathway
Cellular component (GO): plasma membrane
Molecular function (GO): PDZ domain binding
Source: RefSeq, a predicted model, not a curated record
AUGAGCCAGCAGGAGAGGGAGACAGAGGAGGAUGAGGGAGGGGGUGGUUCUGACAUGACACCCAUGCUUCCCCGGAGGCUCUCUGACCACCAGACAUCCCCAGGGUGGGCAGGUCUGGCCACAAGGGGACUGGGGACCCUAUUGCUGCCCAGUCGGACACUGGCUGGACUCCUGCUCCACCUGCUGCUGCCUGCGAUGGUCUUCCUGCUGAUGCUGUUACCUGCAGCUGCCAUUGUCUACCUGGGUUUCCUGUGCCACUCCAGGGUCCACCCGGCGCCCCGCCCCCCGUGCCGUGCUAUGCUCUCGGACCGCGGCUCCGCGACGCUCAUCGUGUUCGGCUUUCUCUCACUGCCGCCGCUGCUCGUGCUCGCCUCGGCUGCUCAAGCCCGUCUGGCCCGACGCCUCCAUCCGCUGCUGCAGCCCCCAUCCUGGACCCAUGGGCCCCACCACCACCCGGAGUCCAGGAGCGGGGAACUGAUGGACCAUGGCCUGGACGAGGCGGGGCAGUUUUGUUACUGA